Messenger RNA from Melopsittacus undulatus (budgerigar), 2055 nucleotides. RefSeq names its product RAB11 family interacting protein 4 (gene RAB11FIP4). The transcript is spliced from 15 exons. Gene Ontology annotation, cellular component: endocytic vesicle; cleavage furrow; midbody. Gene Ontology annotation, molecular function: calcium ion binding. The coding region runs from base 19 to 1911 and encodes 630 amino acids. Lineage: Eukaryota; Metazoa; Chordata; Aves; Psittaciformes; Psittaculidae. Gene Ontology annotation, biological process: endocytic recycling; regulation of cytokinesis. The record is from RefSeq and is a predicted model, not a curated record.
GCCGCCGGCCUCCAGCUAAUGCCCGCGAUGGAGCCGGCGAGCCUGCUGCGGUUCCUGCGGAAGCUCAAGGAGGUCUUCGAUGUGUGCGACGAGGAUGCGGACGGCUUCAUCCGGGUGGAGCACUUCGUCGCCCUGGGGCUGCAGUUCGGACAAGGGGAUGAGGUGGAAAGACUGGCAAAGUACUUGGACCCAAAUGAUUUGGGAAGAAUCAAUUUCAAGGACUUCUGUCAUGGAGUUUUUGCUAUCAAAGGCUGUGAAGAGUUACUGAAAGAUGUCCUGUCUCCUGAAAACUCUGAGCCUCAACACUACGAACCACACUAUGAUGAUUACUACUACCAGGGUGGUGAAAUCCAGGACUGUGCCUACUUGGACGGCGAAAGCACCUACGGCGAGUUGGAGCUCUUUCCUGAUGAGGACGUGAUGACUCUAGCACAGCAGGAGCUUCACCAUGAGUCUGACAUGGACAGUGCUAUUGAGAGUGCCCAGAGCUCGGAGGCCUCUGAUGUGUGUCGGAGUGAGGAGAAGGAUGCUGUGCUCAGUAGCCUCUUUCUGCCCGGUGACAAGUCAGGUCCUCACAACCCUUCCGCUGCAUCUGACCUCUCAACUUAUUCCACUGCCUCUCUGAUCAGUAAUGAAGAACAGUUUGAAGACUAUGGGGAAGGAGAUGAUGUGGAUUUUACCCCCAGUAGCCCAUGCCCUGAUGAUGAGACCAGAACCAACGCCUACUCUGACCUUGGCUCAUCUGUAUCUUCCAGUGCUGGCCAGACACCCCGAAAAAUGAGGCAUGUUUAUAACAGUGAGUUACUGGAUGUUUACUGCUCACAGUGCUGCAAAAAGAUAAAUCUACUCAACGAUUUGGAAGCCAGGCUGAAAAACUUGAAAGCAAACAGCCCUAACAGGAAAAUAUCAAGCACAGCUUUUGGAAGACAGCUCUUCCAUCACAGUAACUUCAGCAGCAGUAAUGGCAGCACGGAAGACCUGUUCAGAGACAGUAUAGACUCCUGUGAUAAUGAUAUCACUGAAAAGGUAACAUACCUAGAAAAAAAGGUGACAGAACUGGAGAAUGACAGCCUGACAAAUGGUGACCUGAAGAGCAAACUGAAACAAGAGAACACCCAGCUAGUUCACAGAGUUCAUGAGCUAGAAGAACUAUUGAAAGACCAAGAAACAUCAGCAGAACAGACCCUGGAAGAAGAGAUGAAGAGACAUAGAGAAGCAUAUAUCAAGUAUGAGAAAGAGAAAGGCACUGAAAUUGAACUGCUGAAUACAAGGGUUCAACAACUGGAAGAAGAAAACGGUGAGCUGAAAUGCACUGUCACACGACUGAAAUCACAAACGGAGAGAUUAGAUGAGGAAAGGCAGCGUAUGUCAGAUAGGCUGGAAGACACUAGUCUGCGACUGAAGGACGAGAUGGAUUUGUACAAGAGAAUGAUGGACAAACUGCGGCAGAACAGGCUGGAGUUUAACAAGGAGAGGGAAGCCACACAGGAGCUCAUUGAAGACCUGCGGAAGGAACUGGAGCACCUGCAGCUGUACAAGCUGGAAUGUGAGCGUCCUGGACGUGGGAGAAGCUCUUCAUCCAGUGUGAGUGAAUUCAAUGCCAAAACCAGAGAGGUGGAAAUGGAGCAUGAAAUAAAAAGGCUGAAGCAGGAGAAUCAGAAACUUCGUGACCAAAAUGAUGAUCUCAAUGGACAGAUCCUAAGUCUUAGUCUUUAUGAAGCUAAAAAUCUCUUUGCAACACAAACAAAAGCCCAGUCACUGGCUGCUGAAAUUGAUUCUGCAUCAAGAGAUGAGCUCAUGGAAGCCCUUAAAGAACAGGAAGAAAUCAAUUACAGAUUGCGACAGUAUAUGGACAAGAUAAUUUUGGCAAUCCUAGACCAUAAUCCAUCUAUCUUGGAGAUAAAGAAUUGAAGAGAAUGAGAGAAGGGAAAGCAGCAACUGCCUGAUAUUUCUGCACAUGCCACUGGAUCUAAACAACACUCUGAUACUGUAAAUUAAUCUAUAAAUAUAUAUAUACACUAUGUGUGAGUGUGGGUGUGCGGGUGUGUUUAUAUG